Molecule: messenger RNA, 3892 nt
Organism: Electrophorus electricus (electric eel)
Lineage: Eukaryota; Metazoa; Chordata; Actinopteri; Gymnotiformes; Gymnotidae
Source: RefSeq, a predicted model, not a curated record
CAACUUGUCAACACCAUGGGCAGUAACCGAUCCAGCAGGUACAGCACGGUUCCUCCAGAUGUGGAGGUCCUGAAGAUCGCCAUGUUCACACUACGCAAUGGUCCUGGCUCACCCAGACACCUCCCCUCACCCAGACAUCUCCUGGGCGGCACCAGGGUAGGUGAGGCCAUAAAGAACACCUACAAUGGGAAGAUGACCACCAGGGGGCGUGGUCAGCUCCGCAGCCGCUUCGUGAAGAAGAAUGGCCAGUGUAACAUUGUCUUCUCCAACAUGGACAAUAAGCUACGUCGCUACAUGUCGGACAUGUUCACCACCUGUGUGGACAUCCGUUGGCGCUACCUGCUGCUGCUCUUCUGUGUCUCCUUCCUGGUAUCAUGGCUGAUCUUUGGACUGAUCUUCUACUGCAUAUCCCUGGCACAUGGAGACUUUGACCCUGACCGGUACAAGGUCUCAGCGGUUAGUGGCGAGCAACAGAAGGCAUGGACACCAUGCCUGCUCCACGUGGAUAGCUUCCUUGGGGCUUUCCUGUUCUCCAUCGAGACGCAGACCACCAUUGGCUAUGGCUUGCGCUGUGUCACUGAGGAGUGCCCCAUUGCUGUAACAAUGGUGCUGGUACAGUUCAUUGUAGGGUGCAUCAUUGACUCCUUCAUGAUCGGCGCCAUCAUGGCCAAGAUGACACGGCCAAAGAAGAGGAACCAGACUUUGUUGUUCUCCGAGAAUGCAGUGGUGGCACUGCGUGACGGGAAGCUCUGCCUGAUGUUCCGUGUGGGGAACCUGCGCAGGAGCCACAUCGUGGAGGCACAUGUGCGGGCGCAGCUGAUCCGACCGCACGUGACCGCAGAGGGUGAAUUAAUUCCACUGGAGCAAACGGACCUGAAUGUGGGCUACAAUGAGGGCCUCGAUCGUCUCUUCCUCGUCUCACCCCUCAUCAUUGUCCACGAGAUCGACCAGGACUCACCACUGUGGGCCGUAAGUCGUGCUGAACUGGAAGCGGAUGACUUUGAGAUUGUGGUGAUCCUGGAGGGUAUGGUGGAGGCCACGGCCAUGACCAUGCAGGCCCGCAGCUCCUACUUGGCCCACGAGAUCCUCUGGGGACACCGUUUCGAGCCAGUCGUCUUCGAAUACCACAACUGCUACCAGGUGGACUACACUCACUUCCACAAGACCUACAAAGUUCCAGCGACCCCGGCCUGCAGCGCCAAAGAGUUAAGCGAGCUGCAUCAGAGUUGUUGCUCGUCAUCUUCGUCAUGCUCCGGGACGCUCGUCAGCUGCAGAACUCUGUACCUGAAACCCUCUCACUCACCCAGCACCUUCUGCUAUGAGAACGAGGUGGCGCUCUACUCUGGGGAUGAAGAUGAGGAUGAGAGGGAAAGUGAAAAUGUAGAAGACAAUCUCACGGUGCAGGACACAGACCUGACAGCUUUGACUGCGACCAGCAGUACCUUAGACUUCCAACAGAUGUUCAAGGACACAGCGACCUUAAGGGCCAGCAGUGAGACUGUCUGCAUGCUGGACAUGGACAACCAGACUGAGUUUGAUGUGCAAAGCACCAUACUGCUCGAUCCACUCACCUAUAAGAACGAGUCAGAGAUAUGACAUGUCAACCCCUGAUCCAGCCUCAGCAUCUACUCUUUUUAGAUUAACUUAAAUGAAAAGGCUGAUUCAAAGAUUGGUAAAGGCUGGUAAUUUGGCACAUUUUUAGUUGGAUUCAAGUGCCAAUAAUCCAACUGGUUAAAGAAAUGGCCUCCUUGCAUGCUCUGAUUUAUGUACUAAAGCCAUACAGAUUCUCUCUGAAGAGGACACACAUCAAGACAGACACUGACCUUCAACCAUGCUGUAUCCCAUGACUGUAUAGAUCAUUUCAGAACACCUCAUCUGACUAGUGAAGGCUGAUCACAUGGGUUGGUUUUGAAUCUCUAUACCUAAAUCCCACAUCCUUUCUUUGGAACAGUGAAUGGUCAAAGGUACAGAGAAUCAAAACAUAACAAGUAGAUGUUGGCGGAAUCUCUCUCAGGUGAAGAGAUUAUAGACUAUGUAAUAAACUAAACUAAAGAAAAUGUAUAGCACAUAUGUAUAGCACCUAAAAACCUCCAAAAACAAACAGUACCAAAGUUGGAAACAUGUACUUUUACACACCCUGAUAAGGGCAUUGUGGUAGAUACUGGUGUUCUUUUAGUCUUGCUCAAGAAACACAAAAUUUUCAUGACAUUUUAGCACUCAUGGCAGGGGAGCAUGUGUUUAUUCAUACAUAAGAUUAAAGAGAACCUUAAAUUGUCAUCAGAGACAAAGAAAUCCUAACCAAUUGGUCACUAAAUGAGACAUGCAGAACUUCAUUUACAUUUCUGUCCAGUUACAAAGGUGGGUUGCUGCUUCCUUUGGGUCUACCAAUCCUUGUGUUAUCUCUGUUCCUGUGUGGUGAAGGUCAGAACUACCAUACCAGGGUGUACUCCCUUACAAAGACUGGAACAAAGGCCCUCUCUCACAUACAACCAGAGCAGGAACUUUCAUAAUACUUAACACAGAUUCCUUAUGAACACAAAUAAUAUGUAAUACAUAUAUGUGUAAAAUAUAUGAAUGAAAUGGUAGAUUAAAGAUGAAAGAUCAGUAGCACAACAGACACUCAGAAAUAAAGUUUAACACAACUAGUAUUGUAUAUAAUCAAUUAUAAUCUGCUAAUAGUGCAUGGUAACAGUCAACAGAUUCCAUCUAAGGCAGUCUGUUAAGCUUUACUUUUUCAAAUUUUCAUCUGUAAUUUUUACUCAAUGGGACAAUGGUGGAAGAAGAGUAAAGUUUCACCGAUUGUAGAAGUAUAAAGACACAGUGAUGCUUUUAGAGAGGAGUGAACGAGAGCUCUGCUUCAACACAUCAUCCCCCUGACCAGGCUCAGAUAUUUUAGAUUUUAGUCAGUUCUAGGGCAAUUACAUUGUUUCAUGUAGCCACAGAGAAAUAUUUCUUCUCAAUUACAAUGAUGAAAGAUGAUAAAAAUGGAGUAGAAUAGGCUGAUAAUGAUCCUCCUACUGAAGCUGCUCAGAACCCCUUUCCACUACUGCCAGGCUAUGUGAAGCCUACGUGAUGAGCAGCCUGGCGUGGAGUCUUACUGGAACACGAUAAAGCACACACACCACAGAGGUUAAUAAGGAUUUGCUAUCUUGUUCUGUUUUGAGAGGGUCAUUGUCUGCACGGGUUCCUAUGUUUGGGGUUUAUGAAUGACGCUCAGGGAGAAGAGCGUGUGUAUUGAGGACAACGACUCUGGGACAGUGUGUGUGAGACAACCCAAACCAUUUGCCUGUGUGUACAAAAACUCAGUCUUUACAAAUUUAGAAACGCAAAGCACUUACAGUCCAGCUCAGGAAAUUAGGAAAAUCUUUGUAACAAGUAACAGUGUAACAGGUAAUAAUGUAAAACAUUUAAUAAUCUAAUGUAGCUAACGAUGAAAGUGGAAACUGUUAAGUACAGCUGGAGGGGUAGGAACAUGUAAUAAUGUAACACGUUUAAUAAUCUUUCAGAUGUAAUCACAAGAAAGUUUUAUGUCUUUGCUUUUGCCCUGACACUGCAAAUGUAUGUAACUGGAGCGACACGAGUUAGCUUGAGCUGAGUGUGUGUGAUUUCAGCUGUCACUACUGAACACAGCUGGAGUAAAGUGUGUGAUUUCAGUGGUCAGUACUGAGAACAGCUGGAGGAGAGUGUGUAGUGAUUUCAGUGGUUAGUACUGAGAACAGCUGGAGGUGAGUGGUGAUUUCAGCCUUCAGGCUGCAUGAUGCUAAGCAAGCGGUUCCUUUAGCCACGCAGCUGCAGUGAGACUAAAGAAGCAAAACUCAGAGGUUGUUUGAUUACACUUUAGCGAAUUACUGUACAUUUGAUUCUUCCUCAAACCAUUAUUUAAUUGCUAAUG